UAGUUGUGUACUCUAUAAUACGCAGAAGCACGUGGAAGUGUGUCAUCCGAUUAGGAUGAAGAAAUUCACAUGACAUCUGCGUGUACUAAAAUCCAAUCCGAAAUCUAACAAAAUUUCAACAAAUUCAACAACAAUUACAUAUUUUCUCAUUUUCUCAAACCCUCAAACUACAAAUAAAAUACAUGUCGAUCGGAUCGGUGCCACCAAAGCAACGGAAACAACAAGAACACGUCAGGGUCCCACUCCCACCCCUCAUACCACUUCCUCCACCUUCAGAUCAACACUCAUUCCAGUUCGUUUAAAUUCUCUGCGUUUUGCCUACAUUCGAUCCUGUUCAUUACAAGCAUUGCUUUCACAACUUAUAAACCGUGUUGAUUUCUCGAAAUUUUGUAACUGAAGAUGCAAGCUCUAAGCGUCAGUGUCAAUGGUUUCCAUGUCCAAAAUCGUAGCAGUAGGGUUUCGUCGGGUUCGUGUCAAUUCAUGAACAGAAAAAGCACUGUGCGCAUGAUUGGGAACGGGAGAGAUUCUGAUUUUGUCUCGCGACUCGGCUCCGGUCAUAUGCGACGCAUGGAGCUUGGUAGCGCCGGCGCCGGAAGUGUGUUCCGCUCCUCUACAAAGUCCAGAUCAGUCAAAGCUCAAGCUUCCGAUGGAGAUAUUACUCCUCUGAAGAUCCAAUCAAAGUCUUCUGGAUCAGUUUUGCCUUAUGUUGGUAUUGCAAGUCUGGGAGCAAUACUGUUCGGAUAUCAUCUAGGUGUUGUCAAUGGUGCACUUGAGUAUCUUGCCAAGGAUCUUGGUAUUGCUGAAAACACAGUCCUACAAGGAUGGAUUGUUAGCUCAACCCUCGCUGGUGCCACAGUUGGUUCAUUUACAGGAGGAUCUUUAGCUGACCAAUUCGGAAGAACAAAAACUUUUCUACUUGAUGCAAUUCCACUUGCAGUUGGAGCAUUUCUUUGUGCCACAGCUACAAAUGUACAAACUAUGAUCAUAGGCCGCUUGCUUGCUGGCAUUGGAAUCGGCAUAUCAUCUGCUAUUGUCCCUCUCUACAUAUCCGAGAUAUCACCAACCGAAAUCCGUGGCACACUUGGGUCUAUCAACCAGCUAUUCAUUUGCAUUGGAAUCCUUGCAGCUUUGGUAGCUGGACUACCUUUAGCCGGAAACCCUCUAUGGUGGAGAACAAUGUUUGGUAUUGCAGUGAUCCCAUCAGUUCUAUUGGCAAUUGGAAUGGCAUUUUCUCCAGAAUCCCCUCGGUGGCUUGUUCAGCAUGGGAAAAUCUCGGAUGCUGAAAAAGCAAUAAAGACAUUAUACGGUGAGGGGAGGGUCACGGAAGUUAUGGCGGACUUGAGUGCAUCCAAUCAAGGCUCAGAAGAACAGGAUGCUGGUUGGUUUGACCUUUUCAGUUCCCGCUAUUUCAAAGUUGUGAGUGUUGGUGCAGCACUUUUCUUGUUCCAACAAUUGGCGGGAAUAAAUGCGGUCGUGUAUUAUUCCACUUCUGUCUUCCGUACAGCUGGCGUUGCAUCUGACGUGGCAGCAAGUGCUGCUGUUGGAGCUGCGAAUGUUUUUGGCACAAUGAUUGCGUCUUCUUUGAUGGAUAAACAAGGGAGGAAAAGCCUUCUCAUCACAAGCUUUUCUGGAAUGGCUAUUUCCAUGAUGCUGCUCUCAUUAUCCUUCACUUGGAAAGUUUUAGCACCAUAUUCCGGACCACUUGCUGUCAUCGGAACUAUUUUGUAUGUGCUAUCAUUUUCACUUGGUGCUGGACCUGUUCCUGCUCUACUAUUACCAGAGAUAUUUGCCUCCAGAAUUAGAGCAAAAGCAGUUGCCUUAUCACUUGGAAUGCAUUGGAUAUCAAACUUUGUAAUCGGGUUGUAUUUCUUGAGUGUGGUGACUAAAUUUGGGAUAAGCAAAGUGUACCUGGGAUUUGCAUCCAUCUGUGUUCUUGCAGUUAUGUACAUAGCUGCCAAUGUUGUUGAAACAAAGGGGAGAUCUUUGGAAGAUAUUGAACGUGAACUUAGCCCAGCUAUAUAAUAUAUAUAGAUAUAGAUAUAGCUCACUAUAUCUAUAUGCACAUUUUUAGGUUUCAUCUUCAUAUUAAUAAUAAGCUAGUUUCUGCAAUCUGCCCACAUUGUAAAUUUUCUGAUACUAUGGGCACUUUUUUGACACAUUUGACUUUUGGGGUUUCAGUGUUUUUCGAUAUAUCAAAGUAAAAAUUUGAUGAAUGUUGUGAUAUUUGCUUCUAGAUUGUAAGGGUAAAACGUUCAUAUAGAUAUGUAGGGCAGUUUUUUCCACUUAAUACAUUCAGAAGAGAAAACACAUUACACAAUGAUCCUAAGAAUCUUCAUCUCUGGACUACAUGUUGGAUUUCCUUUCCCAUCUUUCUUUGGUGUCAAGCCUACAAUGUAACUUAUGUGG
This is a messenger RNA of Lactuca saligna, 2406 nucleotides long. The record is from the annotation of a GenBank genome assembly. Lineage: Eukaryota; Viridiplantae; Streptophyta; Magnoliopsida; Asterales; Asteraceae.